Fraxinus pennsylvanica is the source of this 1566-nucleotide messenger RNA. The record is from the annotation of a GenBank genome assembly. Lineage: Eukaryota; Viridiplantae; Streptophyta; Magnoliopsida; Lamiales; Oleaceae.
AUGGGAACUGUUCAUGGUGAUAUUUUGGUUCUUCCAUUUUUUGGUCAGGGUCAUCUUUUUCCAUGCAUAGAGCUAUGCAAACGUCUUUCUUCUUACAAUUACAAACUUAUUCUCAUUAUCCCUUCUCAUCUCUCCUCCUCCGUACCUUCCUCUCUAAACCAGAACCACUCUUUAGUUGAAGUGCUCGAAAUCCCAGCUUCAUAUUCGCCUUUACCGCCUCCGCCGGGGUUGAGAUUAGCACCACCACAUCCACCACCAAAUGUUUCUGAACUAGAAGGGUCUGCACCGGGACCCAGAAAUGGACAUGGAUCUAGGCCAACUAACAAUCAUCAUCAAGAAUUGGGCGAAGGAAUUGAGUCCUUUAUCAAUGACAGGUACAAGAAUACUGGUCAGACCCGACCCUUAUGUGUAGUAAUUGACGUGAUGAUGAGCUGGAGCAAGGAAUUAUUCAAAAAAAUGGAGAUACCUACAGUGUCAUUUUUCACGUCUGGUGCAUGUUCUCCUGCUAUGGAGUGGGCUGCAUGGAAAGCCCAUGUUGAUGAUGUCAAACCGGGUGAGACCCGGGUGUUGCCCGGGUUACCUGAAAGCAUGGCCUUGAGUUAUUCGGAUCUUAAAAGAAAGGCUCCACCACCUUCGCGGUUCCCAAAAAAUGGUCCGGUUGGACCGCCAAGUCGAAUGAACUUUGGCCCUCCUGGACCUGAACAACCACCGAGGUGGCUAGAAGACGUGGACGGUUCGACCGCCUUGUUAAUCAACACGUGUGAUGAUUUGGAGCAGCCGUUUCUUGAAUAUAUAUCUAGUCGAAUUGGAAAAACAGUUUUGGGUGUGGGUCCGUUGUUGCCCGACAAGUAUUGGAAAUCAGUUGAGUCUAAUUCAGUUCUUCAAGAUGGUAGAUCAGAUCGAAAAUCGAAUUACACGGAAGAUGAUGUAGUUCAGUGGUUGGAUUCAAAGCCAAGUCAGUCUGUCAUUUAUGUGUCAUUUGGUAGUGAAGUUGGUCCUACUCUAGAAGAAUACGCUGAAUUAGCGGAAGCAGUAGGAGAGUUGAAUAGGCCAUUCAUAUGGGUAAUUCAACCCGGUUCAGGAAGCCAAGGUCCACCACCCGGGCUUUUUGGUGUGAAACCCGGUUCAGAUAAAGAUGAAGGGUACUACCCACAUUGGUUGAAAGAAAAAGUUGGGGAUAGAGGACUUAUUAUAAAAGGAUGGGCCCCACAAUUAUUGAUUUUGAGCCACCCAUCAACUGGAGGUUUUUUAUCACAUUGUGGAUGGAAUUCUACUGUGGAAGCAAUUGGGCUUGGAGUCCCAAUUUUGGCAUGGCCAAUUAGGGGUGACCAAUUUAAUGAUGCAAAAUUGGUGAUGAGUCAUUUGAAAGUGGGCCAUAUGGUUUCAGCAGGGGGUGAUUUUUCAGAGAUGGUCAAAAGGGAUGACAUAAUGCGACAAAUUGAGAAAUUGAUGGGUGAUGAAGAGGUUCACAAUAGAGCAAUGGGGUUUAGGCACAUAUUUGGAAAUGGUUAUCCAUCGACAUCAAUGGCUUCUUUGAAAGCAUUUCUUGAUCUUAUAUCUCAGUAG